Messenger RNA from Morchella sextelata, 441 nucleotides. RefSeq lists its product as uncharacterized. The record is from RefSeq and is a predicted model, not a curated record. Lineage: Eukaryota; Fungi; Ascomycota; Pezizomycetes; Pezizales; Morchellaceae. The transcript has a single exon. The coding region runs from base 1 to 441 and encodes 146 amino acids.
AUGUCUCCACUCGCAUUCACUCCCUCCGAGAAGCUCCUCGAGCUUGUUUGUCGUGCCGAAGAUCUUCCCGAGCUCAUCCAGUUCGAGGAAACCGUUCUCAGAAUCUACGAGAAGGACCCAGAGAGGCGUGACCGCUGCUUUAUUGCAAACCACCACGACGUUACUCCCAGCCACGAGGACAUCUGGAAUUUUCACCUUGAGAGCAAUAUCUACAUUGCCAACAUGAAUUCCGCGCUCAGGAAGCUCAAGAGGGAGUUUGACACCGUCGUCAAGGACUUGAAGACUACCUGGUUGACAGAGCGUGAGGCUUGGAGAAGCAAGGCUUUGGAGGCAGCCGGCGCAAGGGCCGAAGAUUGCAAGGAGGACUGGGAGGAGGAUUUGUGGAUUGGGAGACUUCAGAAGAUUGAUGAGUUGAUGAAGAAGCUCUAUGAGAGAGAUUAG